This is a messenger RNA of Lathyrus oleraceus (garden pea), 462 nucleotides long. RefSeq lists its product as uncharacterized. The transcript has a single exon. NCBI's taxonomy places the organism in Eukaryota, Viridiplantae, Streptophyta, Magnoliopsida, Fabales, Fabaceae. The coding region runs from base 1 to 462 and encodes 153 amino acids. The record is from RefSeq and is a predicted model, not a curated record.
AUGGAAUCUUUCAUAAGCUCGUAUGUCAGUCCUGUUGAAACACCAAUCAUGUCCAACUUAGAAGAAGUUCAUUAUUUGGUGAGAGAUAGCUUCUACAUUGAUUUUCAAUAUACACAAGUAUUUUUACCCUUGAAACUCAAUGCUACAACAACUACAAGUUGGGAACAACUCUUAAUUCCUUUUGAAAUUUUAUGCAAUUGUAAUGACUUCACAGUUAAGGAGAGAGAUCCUAACAUUGCCUCCAUGUAUGCUCUCUUCUUUAUGGUGCCUAUUGAUGUAUUAGAUGUGAUUUUACCGCAAAUGGGAAAAUGUGCUAGAGAAAUGGUCGAAAACAAAAAUGAGGAACGUGAUAUAUUAGAGAUGGAUGUAUUACUUCAUGUUACAACAAUAGAGAUGGCAAAAGAAGAAGAAGAUAGGAAAAAUCAAACAAAUUAUGAAUUUGUUAGAAUAGUUAAUAAUUGA